Molecule: messenger RNA, 555 nt
Organism: Aspergillus thermomutatus
Lineage: Eukaryota; Fungi; Ascomycota; Eurotiomycetes; Eurotiales; Aspergillaceae
Exons: 1
Coding region: 1-555 (184 amino acids)
Source: RefSeq, a predicted model, not a curated record
AUGAAAGAUCAGCACACUGCUGGACCCGCAGAAAUCGAGCAAAACAAUAUCCAUCGCCCACUUUCACACACGACCACUGUCUCCUCAUCUAACUCCUCUCGAAGCGACAACGCCGCUGAAACUCCCCGUCAAUCUUCCCACAAACGGUCCUUCCCCUCCGGCGCAAGACUGUUUCGCUCUCGCUCAAAGUCGCCCGCAGCAAUUGAGACAGAGCUACGGGUCAAUCGCACUCGUCGCUCCACAUACGACAGCUGCGAGGACACCAUUCCAAGAAGUGUCCCUACUUCUCGUGACAGCAUCCCUCGACGCUCAACAAGCCCUACCGCAAUGUCUCCAAUCGAGACCACCAGUCCGACCUCUGCUGGUCCGCACAAGCGCGACUCGGGAUCAUACAGCUCCCAUUCCAGGAAGAGCGGCGACGAUUAUCGUCGCUACAGCGGGACUGUGAACCACUACGGCCGUCAUUCUAACGAUUGGCUGUUUGGUGGGUUCAGUCUGCGGGAUACAGUCCGUGAGGGCGUUGAUCGCUUGCGUCAUCAUGGAAAAGAGAGCUGA